UAGACGCGGCCGGCCGGCGUCGACCACAGAAAUAGUGGUAACGACAUGCAACUAUUUUUUUGUAACUGAAUAAGUUCGUUUUGGCGCCAUUUCUACAUUCGCAUUUCUCACUACUGGCUGCGGUGGCACACCAGAACCCUUGAGCGGCUUCUAAAUAAUUUUGAGAGUGCUUCUUGUUCGUAGUUGAGUUGUUUGUCUGUUCAAGUUGGGUUACCUCACCUGCACUCCUACACGCUGACAAUGCCUCGCAACGUUGAAAUCAAAGCGUUGGUAAAGAACUUCGAUGCGCUCAGAGCGAAAGCAGCGAAGCUCGCGAGAGCGGAAGGCACGCUCAUCAAGCAAGCGGACACAUUCUUUGUAGUGCCGAACGGUCGGCUGAAGCUGAGAGAGCUGGAAGGCAGCGAAGCACAGCUAAUUUAUUAUGAAAGACCAGACGCCGUAGGGCCAAAGCUCAGCAACUACUCAAUUUCGCCUGUAAACAAUCCUCAGUCGCUAAAACAUACGCUAGGCCAGGCACUCGGAAUCGUCGGGGAGGUUAAGAAGGAAAGGUGGCUAUACCUCGUGGGCAACACGAGGAUUCACUGUGAUAGAGUCCAAUUCAUAGGAGACUUCAUGGAGUUAGAGGUUGUGCUCGACCAGCAACAGCAAUUGGAAGAGGGAGACAUAAUUGCCAAGGACCUCAUGGAAAAGCUGGGUGUCGAGGAAAAGGACCUCGUACAUGGGGCAUAUAUGGACAUCAUUUUGAGUAAAAUUAAAAAUUAGUUAAAGGAAGUGGCUAUGACCAACAUUGUGUUGGUAAUAAGUAAUUAACUUCCCAUAAUGUAGCUCUCCACGUAUCUCCAUCAUUCACCCAGCCACUGCAUGGAUGAAACAAGCUUCCGUGCAGUAGUUUUGACAUGUCAUGUGACUAUUUGCAUUGAUAUAAGUUAUAACUUUCUUUUAAGCUUGGAGAUUGAGAAAAAGCUAUAGCUUGUAAGUUGAUUAAUUAUAGUCAAAAAGUACAUAAUUCCAUAGCAAACCU
This is a messenger RNA of Priapulus caudatus, 1021 nucleotides long. RefSeq lists its product as uncharacterized. Bases 241 to 762 code for a protein of 173 amino acids. Lineage: Eukaryota; Metazoa; Priapulida; Priapulimorpha; Priapulimorphida; Priapulidae. The record is from RefSeq and is a predicted model, not a curated record. The transcript has a single exon.